Clarias gariepinus (North African catfish) is the source of this 3960-nucleotide messenger RNA. It is a transcript of the gene coro2aa, whose product is annotated as coronin 2Aa. Gene Ontology annotation, biological process: actin filament organization. The record is from RefSeq and is a predicted model, not a curated record. The coding region runs from base 335 to 1906 and encodes 523 amino acids. Gene Ontology annotation, molecular function: actin filament binding. NCBI's taxonomy places the organism in Eukaryota, Metazoa, Chordata, Actinopteri, Siluriformes, Clariidae. The transcript is spliced from 13 exons.
UGUAGAGACACGGCGCGCGCGCUCAGGUUUCUCCGCCUCCGUCUGCCGGUAUCAUCAUCAUCAUCAUCAUCCUCAGUCUCGCAGCGCUGGAUUUUAUUUAUUUUAUUUUGAUUCAUUCAGACUGCAGCUCUUACUUACUUACUCUCACACGCGCACACACACACACACACACACACACCUGAGCCUGUUUCAUGAGCGCUAGAGGAGACACACCGCUGAGAGAACCCAGAAGAUCCUGAUCCUCUCAUCUAAGCUUCCGGUGCACGACCCCCAUAAAGGUCCGAUCUAUAGAUUUGUGGAUUACUGAAUUUUUUGCGAACAGAAGAAAGAAAAGAUGACAUGGCGUCCUCAGUACCGCAACUCAAAGUUCCGCCACGUGUUCGGUAAAGCCGCCACCAAGGAGAACUGCUACGAUGGCGUCCCCAUCACCUGCAGUGUCCAUGACAACCAUCUGUGUGCCGUCAACCCGCGAUUCAUCGCCGUCAUCACAGAGUGCGCUGGGGGCGGAGCCUUCCUUGUUCUCUCCACCAACUAUACAGGGAAGGUGGACCCCCUUCACCCAAGGAUAUCUGGUCACAAAGGAAACGUUCUGGACAUCAAGUGGAAUCCAUUCAACGAUUUCUGCAUAGCAUCCUGUUCAGAGGACUUGACGGUGAAAGUGUGGGACAUUCCUAAACAUGGUGUGUUAAAGAACAUGACCAUUCCAUGGAAGGAUCUUCACGGGCACUCGCGCCGAGUCGGACUAAUCGAGUGGCAUCCAACCGCCAGUAACAUCCUGUUCAGUACAGGCUACGACUACCAGGUGAUGGUGUGGAACCUGAACACGCCCGAGCAGGUGAUUAAGAACCCGGUGCGCUCCAUCAGCCUUCACACAGACGUGGUUCUCUCCGUGUCCUUUAACACAGACGGCAGUCUCAUCGCCACGUCCUGCAAGGACAAGAAGAUCCGCAUCAUCGACCCGCGCACAGGAACACUGCUGCAGGAGACCAGCACAAAGAUGCAUCGAGCCAAUAAAGUGCUGUUUCUGGGAAAUCUGAAGAUGCUGAUGUCGACGGGGAACUCGCACUGGAACCAACGGCAGAUCGCCCUGUGGGAUCAGGAGGAUCUCUCUAAGCCAUCGUACACCGAGGACUUGGACGGCUCCUCGGGUGUAUUGUUUCCUUUUUACGACCCUGACACACACAUGCUUUACAUAGCUGGCAAAGGAGAUGGAAAUAUCCGAUAUUAUGAAAUCAGCUCGGAGAAGCCCUAUGUGCACUACCUGACUGAAUAUCGCUCUCUCCUUCCACAGAAAGGAAUGGGUGUGAUGCCAAAGCGAGGGCUGGAUGUUUGUUCCUGUGAGGUAUUCAGGUUUUACAGGCUGGUGACCAUAAAGAGUCUCAUUGAGCCACUGUCAAUGAUCGUCCCACGCAGGUCUGAGUGCUAUCAAGAGGAUAUUUACCCGAUGACAGCUGGGAAUAAUCCUUCCAUGACAGGGGAGGAAUGGCUAAGCGGCAUGGACAAAGGUCCGCUGCUUGUGUCUCUGAAGCCGGGCGUGGUCUCUAGGGCGCAGCAGGAUGAGGACGCGCAAGUGCUGAAAGCUCUUGGUGUUCAGUUGGAUCCCCGACGCAGUCAGAAUCGUACGGGUCUUCAGCAGCUCACCAUUACUGAGCGCCAGAGGAACACGAGCGGGGAGCGACAGGAUGUGACGAACGCCGUCAGGAAAGAGCAGAACUUCUCCGAGACCAUCGCUAACGGACAGACAGACACCGCGCUCUGCUCACCGCCAAAGACUGAAAAUGAGCUCCUGCAGAUGUAUUAUAAACAGCAGGAGGAGAUCCGGCGGCUCCGUGAGCUUCUCACUCAGAGAGACGUUCGUAUAAAGCAGCUCGAGCUCGAGAUUAAAAACGUCAGGAACUCACGCUGAGGAGGGACACACACACACACACACACACACACACACACACACACAGAGGACCUCAAGCUGCCUAAACCUGCUUUAAUCGUGAGACACUGCGUCACUUUUGUACAGCUUUGUGCUUAAACCUGCUUUUACUUUCACUGUGUGUUUUUUUUGUUUUUUUGUUUUUUUGUUUUCUUUUUACGGCUCACAGCUAUGCAAGGUUCGUUUUAAAAUUUCUUUUUAUAAUUUUGGGGGAAAAAAACAAGAAAGGAUGUGCCUGUCUUAUAUAAUGCGUUCAGGUGUGCGUGUAUGUACAGUAUGUAUGUGUGUAUGUGUGUAUGUGUGUAUGUGUGUGUGUGUGUGUGUGUUGUUUAAUCUGCAGGUAAGACAUUAUGCUGAUUGUGUAAUACACUGAAUGUGUUUGUGAGUUAAUCUGCUGUACGAUAAAGUUACGGGUAUCUCACACACACUUUACUUCUUUUUUUAAAAAAUUUCUUUUCCCUUUAUGUUGAACUUUUUUUAAAAAGUCGAUGACCAAAUAUAGAGCAAGAGAAGAUAAAGAUGAAGUCAGGACUGUAGCUGAAGACGCUCGCUCUCUGACCCGAGCUCCUGUGUGAACCCGACACACUGCCGUUUCAGAAAAAAAAAAAAGAUCUGUUUAAAACAUAUAAUAAGCCAUGACCAGGACGUGUGUGUGUGUGUGACCGCGAUCCUGCAGUAAUGUUCGCAUUAUUCUUAGUGUGAUUAGUAAAACUUGCUCCAAGAGAUAAUACACUGGAUAAUUAUAAACUAUAUAAAUAUAUAAAUCUUUAAACUUUUCUCUUAUGUAGAUUUACUUUCAGGACUUUUAUUUUGUUUCAUUUUUAUCGUUUUUUCAUGCACUGUUUGUAUAUUUAUAAAGAUUUAGCCUGGUUUAAUGGCUUGUGUAUAAAACAUAUCUUUAGGAAGUUUAAGAUCCUCUUUUUUUCUCCUUUUGCUCAAGAAGUUUCAUUUUAUUGACUUUACUCUCUCUCUCUCUCUUUCUCUCUCUAUACCACCCGUACCACCUCCUGACCCCAGUCUAAAUUAAUCUCUCAUAGCAUCAACACUCCUAACUUCCCCCUCACCCAUUCAUAUAUUCAAUUUUAUUAACAUAUAAACCUAUUUAGCGUGUGGUUAACAGUUUCCUACAUUACCCAGAAUGCUCUGCUGAUACCCCUCGCUUUAUGUCUACUGGGCCUUUACUGCCUUAUCCUGUCUUCAACUUUACAGCUCUAACUAGCCAAGCGAGUCUUCAAGUCUUACAGCAUCUGAGCGCUUGCUCUAAUGUCUACUCGUUUUUUAUUUUUAUUCCCUUUCAAGUUCUGUUGUAAUUAUGCCAGCUCCGCCCCCCUGUGACCCGCAUGACACACAAGCACUGAUUUUUUCAUAGCAAUAUCAAUCAAAUGUAACAAGAUGACCAGAAUUACUAAACACACCGCAGGUCUUUCAGUGCCUCAGGGUAGUUUCAUUUUCUCACACACACACACACACACACACACACUAAGAGUUCAUCAGAUACGCACUAUAAUCUUAUAACACUAUCGUAGUUGCCGAAAAGGAGGGCUGUAGAUGUUCUUUAUAAACUGCAGCUUGUUAGAAAACACUGGAGAUGUUGAUUCACUUAUUUAAUACCGCACACACACACACACACACACACACAAAGUCGUCUCCGGCGGUGUCCGUUAAACACUCGGCCCUGAUCAGAGUUCAGGUUAUGACGCGGUACUCCAACACUAGGUGUUAAUUUAUCACAUGGAUUCGAACACUAAACAUGAUUGAUCUGUUUAUUUAAUAGUUCAUUCAUUUAUGUGGAAGCUCACAGUAAUGUGUCUGAACACAAAAGCCAUAUGAUGAAAAGAAAGCUUUAAAACCUUCGUUGUGUGUGUGAGAGAGGGAGAGGGAACAGUACACUGAGUAUAUUGUUUAUUUCCAUUCAAUAGAUUUUUUUAAACUGUCAUAUGAUUCAUUGUGUCAUGUAAAAGUUGUUAAAUUACACAGACACACACACACACACACUGCUGUAGUGUCUCUUCUCAAUUACAGUGAGUGUUUGGGAA